Messenger RNA from Acanthoscelides obtectus, 1068 nucleotides. The record is from the annotation of a GenBank genome assembly. Lineage: Eukaryota; Metazoa; Arthropoda; Insecta; Coleoptera; Chrysomelidae.
AUGCGUGACAAAAAAAUAUUGGAAAUGUGCCAAGCUGCGUCCUUGUCAAGCACAAAUAUUUCUCCAACUCAAGAGCAGCAAACUAUGGAUUUUGAAAAAUUAAUAGACCAAGCAGAGAUAGUUUUCGAUAAUACAGACAAUAAUGUGGAUAGCAGAGAAAAUUUAGAGGAACCACGUAGUCCUAAAUCAGAUUUCCUUGAACUACAGAAUAGCACUACAUCACCCGCUUUCGAACUAGCAGUAGCCGAAAAUCUGAACGAUGGUUCUCCUACUACAAGUAUGCCUGAAAAUUUAGACACCAACCAACAUGAAAUAGUGCCAUUUUCUGUACAGAAUGUAAUCCAUGACAUCAGCCUAGAUGCUAUAAAUAAUCACUCAGUAAUAGGUUCCUCAAGUGUGGUUGCCGAUCAAAAUGGUGUUUUAGAAGAGACAAGGGUACAGCGGGAUAUCAUUUCCGCUGAAGAUGCACCUAUUCAUAUAAAUCAAAUUUCAAUGUGUCAUUCCAACAGAAGCUCUUCGACAGUGGAGGACGUAGGAACAAAUCCACCAAUUAUCAUCAACGAAGAACCGAACAAUAAUUUCAGUUCACAGUCUGGGUCCAAACGUAAAAGAAAUAAGGAACUUAGAAUGAAGGGUAUGGCUUAUACAGGAUUUAAGCGACCACGAAAUGAAAAAAGAACGUUUCAAGAUAUAGAAAGAGAAGAGCGGAAACAAGGCGAAAGGUGUAACUCAGAAACCUGUAAGAACAGCUCAAAAAGAAAAUGUAAUAAAAUCAGAGAAGAAGCACGAAAAGAAAUUUUUACAGCUUUUUGGAAGAACCUGAGUUGGGACCAAAGGAAGGUAUAUGUCUGCAACCUUGUUUCAAGACAGGAGACGUCUAGAAAAACAAAAGAUUUGAAUGUUGGUGAUAAGCUUAUACCCGUCUGUAAAAAAAUGUUUUUGGGAACUCUGGGGCUUGAGGAAUGGAGUAUAAAGAGCUGGAUGGAGACAUCGCAUUACGGUACACCUUCCAGUGGAGCAGAAACUAACAGUCGCAGAUUACCCAGAAAAUCCCAAAAUGAUUUAUAA